AUGAGCGAGGAGCAUCGUGGAUCAUUCGAGAAGAGCUGGCAACACGUGCACUUCCCUCACUCCGUUCCAGAAGCUCGUGACGCAUUCAAAGGUUUCAAAAGAGUGAUGUUUCUGAAUGUCGUGCUCGCUAUAUUGCCGCGUACUUUGGCCUUUUUCUCACGAUAUGCUCUCAGUUUUUGUUGUGACCGCCCGCAUGACCGACACCCUCACGCGCGCAGAUCACAGCUGUUCGACAGAACAAUCGGCGCAGAACUGCAUGCUCUGUUUCAAUUUAAUUUUCAAACCGAUUCUCCACCAAACUUCUUCCAAUGUCCAUCAACAUGUGUGCACUUUUCCGUCCGUUUCAAACAUAAAGCAUGCCGGACGAGGCUCUCAGCAGCAUCGAUCCGCAGUGGCAUGCCCCCCGCGUGUUUACUCGUUUGGCGGCCGUCGAUGUCCUCUUGUCUGACGCCCUCCGCCCCUUGCACACUCCUUUCGUGCGCCCAGUUUGUUGUUUUGUUCUUUUCCUCUUUCACUGCCAUUUCGAACGAGAAAGAAUCGACCGCCACCAACGGCCUUUCCUCCCUGCUUUCUUUGCUUUCUCAGAGUACUUAUCAGUCGCUUUACGGGGGUCUCUGCCCAAGAGAGCGAAUGAUGCAAAAGGCAACUGCUUGUUGCGUGGAUUCGCAGAGUGAUAACGAAAGUGUAUAGAGUCUAACCGCCUUUCCUCUCUGUAUCUGUUUGCUCGUCGGACCUCCUCUGCUCCUCGUUAAACCAUAGUUUUUCAGAGUUUGUUGACAAGGAGCACUGUCGACUCACCGCCUACGAAACGAUGCCAUUCUGGACCACUCAGGUCGGUUAUCCCAUUUCGAUCUGUUUUGAUCCACUCUUUCAGGACACUCGCAAUGCCAUCCUCUCGACGCUCAUCCCGGCUGGAGCCGCGACGGCUGCGUUCGUCUCAUUCGCCACCGAUCACUCUGUGCCAAGCUGGUGGCAGGUCAGUCAGUAUUCAGUUUCUUUUCGAAUUUCACAAUUAUCAAUAUUUCAGACUGUGAAGAAGCCGAACUGGGCUCCGAAAGACAUCCGCAUCUACUCGGCUGUCGAUAUUCUGACCCUCUCGCCACUCGGAUACGCCUCCUAUCUCGUCUACAAGAACGGCGGAGGAUUCGACUACAACGACACCAAAUUGGCGCUUGGAUUGUACGGAGCCAACAUCGCCCUCGCCCUUGCCACCAUUCCAAUCAUUAAGAAGAAGGAGCUCGGAUGUCUGUGGAAGAACACGACGCUCGUCAGUUUGACUGCUGCCGGAGCUGCCUUCGCUUUCUAUAAGGUUGGUGAAUUCAGAAAAGAAGUGAAGUCUAAACUUAUAUUUUUCAGAUUGACAAGAAGGCUGGACUCCUUCUGAUUCCGUACGCUGUCUGGUCUGCCUUCUACGCCUACCUGGCCUAUUCCAUCAAAAAGGAAAACGACCCGAUCAAGGACUUGUAA
Caenorhabditis sp. 36 PRJEB53466 is the source of this 1467-nucleotide messenger RNA. The record is from the annotation of a GenBank genome assembly. Lineage: Eukaryota; Metazoa; Nematoda; Chromadorea; Rhabditida; Rhabditidae.